AACCACAAGAAAGAAAAGAGGAAUUUCUGUCAGUACGGAUACGGAGGCAGCAUGACUUCGUUAAUUUAUGAGCUGUCGUUGGUACUGAUUGUAUUUAGUGCAAUUUCGAUUAAAGAAGUUCAAAGUCAAAUACAAACCAUCAAUGUGUUGCACGUCAAUGAAGACAAUUACAGAGUCGCUGAGAGUUCGGUAAAGGUCGCCACCUUAUAUGCCAACAGAAAGGAAGAUUUAAAAAUGAACGUUAAAGUUGAAACAGCUACUGGAUACCGAACCGAUUCCAAUAAAACGCUGGAAUCUCUUUGCAAAACCUACGGCACGAUGCUGGCUAACAAAGCGCCGCCGCAUCUACUUUUGGAUACCACCAGAACUGGAUUCGCUUCGGAAACUGUCAAGAGUUUCGCACUAGCAUUAGGGAUUCCCACUAUCAGUGGAUCAUUUGGCCAAGAAGGCGAUUUAAGACAAUGGAGAACGCUUACUCCGGAACAACAGCAUUAUCUAGUACAAAUAAUGCCUCCUGCGGACUUAAUUCCAGAGUUAAUUAGAACCAUUGUACUGCAGCAGAACAUAUCUAAUGCAGCAAUUCUUUUCGAUGACACCUUCGUGAUGGACCACAAGUACAAAUCUCUGCUUCAGAACAUUGCAACGCGCCACGUUGUAACUCCAGUAAACCCUGCCGACGUUAAAACUCAAUUAAUAAAAUUAAGAGAGCUGGAUAUAAUGAAUUUCUUCAUCCUUGGCGGUUUAGAUACUGCUAAAAUGAUUUUGGACACGGCAGACAAUUUGGAUUAUUUUUCAAGAAAAUUUGCAUGGCACAUACUGACUCAGGAAAACGAAGAUGUGAAAUGCAACUGUCGGAACGCUACCAUCGUUUACAUAAAGCCGUUGCUCGUCGAUCCAUAUCGAAAUAGAUUAAACACUCUGCGAACUUCUUACCAAUUAGAUGGUAAACCGCAAAUAUUGGCAGCGUUUUACUUUGACUUAGCUCUCCGUUCGUAUAUGGCCGUGAGAUCCAUGCUUGGUUUCAAUCAGUGGCAACAGAAUAUGUCGUACAUUACAUGCGAUGCUUACGAUAUGGUAAAGAAGAACACUCCACCGAGAAAUCAAAUACUACUCAAAAAGAGUUUUAGUGAGGUCACGGGAGAAGAGUUGGCAUAUGGUCCCUUCCGCAUGGUGUCCAAUGGAAAGAGUUAUAUGCAAUUUGACAUGGAACUUACGGCCGUUGGGGUUAGAGACGGAUCGCCUGAUAAGUCGGUGAAGCUGGGAAAGUGGAAAGCAAGUUUGGACCCCAACUCUGCUAUUGAGUAUGCAGAUUCCCAAAGUUUGCAGAAUUAUCGCGCCGAUGUUAUAUACAGAGUGUACACCGUUGUUCAACCACCUUUCAUAUACCAAAACAGCUCAUUUCCAAGAGGCUUUAAUGGAUACUGCAUCGAUUUAAUGGACCACAUUGCGAAAUUUUUACAAUUCGACUACGAAAUUAGAGUGCAAACGGAAGGUGGAUUCGGGCAAAUGGAUGACAAUGGAAAUUGGAAUGGCAUCGUCAAAGAGCUCAUAGAUAAAAGGGCGGACAUUGCCCUUGGAGCAAUGGCGGUUAUGGCUGAAAGGGAAAGUGUUAUCGAUUUUACCGUUCCGUAUUACGAUUUGGUCGGAAUUACCAUUCUGAUGAAACUGCCAAAACCUUCGACGUCGCUCUUCAAAUUUUUAACGGUACUGGAGCAUGAAGUAUGGAUUUGUAUUCUAUCAGCGUAUUUUUUAACCAGCUUGUUGCUGUGGAUAUUUGAUCGAUGGAGCCCCUACAGCUUCCAAAAUAAUCGCGAAAAGUAUAGAGACGAUGAGGAAAAACGAGAGUUCCAUAUCAAAGAGUGCCUAUGGUUCUGCAUGACAUCAUUAACUCCUCAAGGGGGUGGCGAAGCCCCGAAGAAUUUAUCUGGACGCUUGGUUGCUGCAACGUGGUGGUUGUUCGGUUUUAUUAUUAUCGCUUCUUAUACCGCUAACUUGGCCGCUUUUCUCACGGUUUCUCGAUUGGAUGUACCCGUUGAAUCUCUGGAUGAUUUAUCAAAGCAGUACAAAAUACAAUAUUCGCCUCUUAACAAUUCGGAGGCGGCAACUUACUUCAAACGUAUGGCCAAUAUUGAAAAACGAUUUUACGAAAUAUGGAAGGAUAUGAGUUUAAACGACAGCCUCUCAGAUCUGGAACGUGCACAAUUAGCAGUGUGGGAUUAUCCAGUUAGUGACCGCUAUACGAAAAUGUGGCAGACCAUGCGAGAUUCAGGUUUGCUGAAUACAUUGGAAGAAGCUGUCGCAAAAGUGAGAACGUCUAGAACGCAAAAUGAAGGCUACGCAUUCAUUGGUGAUGCUAGCGACAUCAAGUACUUGGAGCUCACUACAUGUGACUUGCAAAAGGUAGGGGAGGAAUUUUCGAGGAAACCUUAUGCCUUAGCCGUGCAACAGGGCUCUCCAUUAAAGGAUCAACUUAAUUCGGCAAUUUUGAAUUUGUUAAAUAUGCGUCAAUUGGAGCGGUUUAAGGAGUUCUGGUGGCACGAGAAUCCCUUUCGCGUAAAAUGUGAGAAGCAAGAGGACCAAUCCGAUGGUAUUAGUAUUCAAAAUAUUGGCGGGGUCUUCAUUGUCAUCUUUGUGGGAAUAUGCUUAGCUUGCGGUACUCUCGGCUUCGAAUAUUGGUAUUAUAAACAUCGUAAGGUAGGAAAUGUUAUUGAUAUAACGGCCGGAAGCAAAGAUGCGUACGAUAUGAACGGAGAAAACAUUAACAAAGAGCCGGUGAAGAUGCCUCAAAAAGAUUUGUCUGAUUCUGAUGCUCAACGGUUCAAAACGCUGUCGGUGUAUCCAAGAGCAAGAUUUUAGAUUUCAUCGAUUUCGUCGAAAUCUAAGUGUGCUUUGAUUGUUAUUUAUUGAACAAUUUAUUUCAAGUUGACUUGUAUAAGCGCGUGGGCUUUUCAGAUACGCUACACUUUAUGACUCUGGAAUUUGUUACAGUGAAUUUCAAAACGAUGUUAAUUCAUGUCUUCCGUCAUAACACACAUUUUUUUAAUCAAAAUUUUAAAGAUGUGGUGGGGAUUACCUUUUAAAGAAAUUAUCUUAAAAAUUUAACCGUUUUACGAUAUGCUGGCUACGGUUUUUUUUAUGAUGGGUUGCGUCUCAUAAAAACCUCUGAUAUUGCACGAAUACAUUUUGAGAACAAAGACAUCAAUUUAGACAUUUUAACGAAUGUUGAAAUUCGUUUUCCUAUUUGAUAGAAACAAAAAAUGGAACCAGCAAAUUAGACCUAGUAUCUACAGCAAACCCUAAAUCCUUAAAAAGAAAAGGAAACUAAAAUAUAUCAAACCGUUUCACCAACAUGGUUCCAAAACACUGAGGGCUUUUUCACGGUGGACUAACGACUUUGAUACCUACCUUUCCACUUCCUUGAUAGGUAAAUUUCCUUGCUGUAUCACAAAAUCGUACGUCUCAUGUCAAAUGUUUAAACAGGUUCAACAAAAAAAGAACACUGCAUAUGAGUAUAAAUAGUAACCGCUUCAACUGCAAUAAUAUUCGUAUGAAAUUGUUAAUUUAUGUAGGUUUGCUGGUAGCUGCAACAGAAAUUUAAAAAAUUAUUCCUCGUGGUCUCUUGAAAUCAUCUGCAAAUAGUUAACUAGGUAUAUAAGAAAAUUCUCUUUUAUUCAAUAGCAUACGAUACCGUCAAGCAACUGCAUCAUCUCCAUUCUCCAUGUCUCAUUUCAUUGCUCCGUUUUGGUUUCUUUAGCAUCAGAACCUGUGAAAUUAAAUUUGUUAUCACUACUGGCCAAAAUUUGAAUAGAAGAUCAGGAAAAUCAACCUUAGCGUGCAUUUUGUUUUGAAAUUAAAUAAGAGAGUAUAAAAUCCGAGAUAAAAUCAGUUCCAUAAUAUAUGUCAAUAUAUUAUUUCGUGGUCUAUUCUUAUAAUACAUAAGUGAAUUUUUGCCGGAAAAAUAGGCUUUUAAAAAAUGUUUGCAGAUUUUUAAUAAGUAGGCACUUGAAACUGUAUGCUUUAUUAUUAUUCUAAUAGUAUUAAAUGCUGCGUGUAUUUAACAGUUCAAUCCAAGCAAAAAUCUAUCAAUCAAUCAAUGCUAAUUUCGAAAGUAAUAUUUAUACGAAUAUUGAAUCAUGUAGAAUAUAGAAGCUCAAAAUGAUGUAUUGUCAAUGCAUAAAUUUUUUAUACGCAAUGAUUAAGGUCCUUCUGUGGUGGCGCUGUGGGGUAACGAAAGGGAAGAUCUGAUCAAUGUGAAACCAAAAAUAUUUGAAUUAUAUAUAAAAAUAUAACAGGCUUUUAAUCUCUGCAAGUCACAAAUUUAAUGAUUACUCGGCUAUAAAAACUGCAUCUACGUAGAGUAGCAAAAAUAACUGGCUAGAUUAGUUCUGUCAUUCUAGAAAAAAUGAACAGUAGCGCAUUUUCCAUGAAUUGAUCAGUACUUCCCGAAAGGUCAUGUAACGGACUAUUUGUGUACAAAGGCAUAUAAGUUCCUAUAAAUAAGAAUGCGCACACCUGCUGUUUAAAGUAUGCGAUUUUUGCCUUUACUAAAAAAAUCUUUUGAUAACAUUUCAAAAAAUAUCUCUAUAAAUAAGAAAGGUGACAUUGUGCAGCUUGCGCAUAGCUAUAAGCGGUAAAAUAAAAAAUAAAAUAAAUUGUAGGAGUAGUUAAAGCCUCGGGACGGACGGAUAUAAUGAUCAUAAUAGCGCCAACAUGAUUGGAAAAUGCGCUAAAAUUAAUUUUUUUCAGCUGCGGCCUCUUAAAGAUGAGCAAUUUUCCAAAAACUUGCGAUUUCUAUAAGAACAUUUUUUCCAUAUGACCCACCAUUUUCGAGAUACAGCCGAAAAACCGCAAAACUGUACCUGCAACCGCCUACCCUUCCUCCGGAGGCACCAAAAUCGCUUGGGACUAUUACGCAAUCAUCAGGGGAUCUUCAACCACACAUUUCUGAAAAAAUUGGAACUACACAAAUUAUUUUUUCUAUUUGCCGUGUUUUUUCUUGCAUAGUCGUAAACGAUAACUAAUUCAUAACAAUUUCAUGCACUUUUUUAGACACUUAGCAAUAUGAUAAUACCCUACCAAUGUGUAAUAUAAACAAAUCUUACUGCAUGUUUGCGAUGAACGGGUAUCAUUUAAAUCUUGCAGUAUUCCGUUUUGGGGAUUUCUUUAGAUAACCGGCCUUCUCUUUCAUUGUUGGUAAGUCUGCGCCAUCUUUGAAGAGUGAUCUGGACCGAACCUAAAAGUGGAACAGAACCGUUAUUUUUAAUUAGCGCUAUUCUAUGACUAUGAAAUGUUCAGAAAGUCCUUAGGCAAGUGCCCCCUACAAGCCAUUAGACACAAGUUACUGUUGUCGUUGUCAAUAGAAUCAUAUAGAAGUCAGUGGAAUUUUCCUGAUGCAUACACGAAACUUGUAUACCCUCUAAAUACUUUAGUGUUGAUUCGAGGCUUAGAUUAUAUAUACCUCACAUUUACUUUCAAUAAGGAGCAUCUGUGCCAACAUACCUUAACCUUUUCGCUGCUAAAUUAAAAAUUCGAGUGUAAACAGCCUGUGCUGAAUUAAAAUUGUACCAAACGUAUAUUUACGUACGUCGCACUGAGAGAAAUCGUCGCGCGUAUAUAUACGUCAUCAGCAGAAUGAUUUGCAGCACCCAGCACGUGCAUAUACGUGCACAGCAAGGUUGGGAAGUAAAGCUCAAUGUAUUUUAUCGGAGGGGCAUCAAAAUUUGUUUAUUUAUUUCUGUUUUGAUUUUUUUAUUUUUUAUUUAAUUUUUUUAUAUUUUUUUUAUAUAAAAACAAAAAAAUAAAAAAAAAUAAAAAAUAAACCGCAGCCUCCUACUUCGUCAAUCGAACGUAUUCAUCCGCCAUCUACUGACUGACUUAUGGAUAAAACAAUUUAUCAAACGUCUGAAUAAAUAACUACUACAACAAAAUAAAUGCGCACACGUGUUACCUGAAACCGUUUUUAGCGUAAUGGACAAAACUAAAUUGAGUCGUGUUGGUACUCGUUGGAAAGCUCACGAAAUGGGCUUUCCGAUGGUGUGCAAAUGAUUGCAGCACGUUAAUAUACGGAGGUAGCACAGAAUUUUAAACAGGUACAACGUAUAUAUACGUACGUCGCACACAGAUUCCGCAUUUUUAGAACGUAUAUAUAUACGUGCGCAGCAGUGAAAAGGUUAAACCCUGUACCUAACAAAGACAUAGAUAUAUUUUGAACCGUAGUAGAACACCACUCAUGCGCAGUAGCAUCCGAAUGUAAACAGCUGAUAAGUGAUAACCAUAGGCGUUGCAAAAUUGGGUCACUUCAUAUUAAGUUACGAAGCACAUAUUUUCAUAUUUUGUAACUUAUGCAUAGAAUGAAAUUGCACUUUCUGUACUACUACGUUUACCACAAGUUAAAUGCACCAUUUUAAUUAUUACUUUCGUAACAACUACUUGCAUUUUCUACUAUAAUAACAUCGUAAACCCCUUUAUGUUCUACGGAAAUACACACCAAUGAAAUGUCGGUAAUGUCAAUUUGACAGACAACUCAAUGCGCAUGCUCGGUAUUCUACUGUAUAGCUAUCUCUCUCACACAUGUUGGCACUGAUUUAAUUGCUGAGCGCUAUAUCUAGGGAAUAUAUCUAAGAUUCGAGGUAAGUUUCAUUUGAAACUAGAUAGACUGGACUGGAUUGACCAGGUAGCAUGUCUCCACAAGGGGUUUUUCUAAGAAUCUUCGGACGCUUUGAACAAAGAACGGUAAGCCUAAAAGCCAAUUUAUAAACUUAAACAGUCGCGUCUGCGUUUCUUGUUCGCGUCGGCCGUUGCAGUUCGGACUUUCGGGGUACGCGCUGAAUUUUGUAUUUAUAAAUUUUCCAACGUUGAACAUCGAGCUUAUUUCGGUUAGUAACAUACCUACCCUACAGUUUAUCCAUGCAAGUGACAAGAAGUAAGUAAAUAAGUUAGCGUGAGGUGCUUUCAAAAAUUGUGAACAUUCAUAUUACUGUAUAAACAAUGUCGGCUUGGACGUCGAGGAUAUACCUAUGUGUAUUAAGACGUAUGGUAAAAACUGACAACUGUAGCAAAAUAGUAAAGAUUUUUUUCACUAGUAUCAGUUUAGUUAAUUUUAUUCCACACUUUAAAUCUUUAGAGAAAGUUAUCGUGUCUAUCUUUGGAUAGGUACGUUAAAUGCGCUGUAUGCAAUUAUUAAUGUAUGCAAACUAAGCAUAAGCCCACAUUUUUGAGUGAUUAUAGUAGACCAGUUGUGUAAAAUA
Molecule: messenger RNA, 7247 nt
Organism: Photinus pyralis (common eastern firefly)
Lineage: Eukaryota; Metazoa; Arthropoda; Insecta; Coleoptera; Lampyridae
Product: ionotropic receptor 25a-like
Exons: 10
Coding region: 52-2856 (934 amino acids)
Biological process (GO): synaptic transmission, glutamatergic; modulation of chemical synaptic transmission; monoatomic ion transport
Cellular component (GO): plasma membrane; postsynaptic membrane
Molecular function (GO): glutamate-gated receptor activity; transmitter-gated monoatomic ion channel activity involved in regulation of postsynaptic membrane potential
Source: RefSeq, a predicted model, not a curated record